Molecule: messenger RNA, 1221 nt
Organism: Papaver somniferum (opium poppy)
Lineage: Eukaryota; Viridiplantae; Streptophyta; Magnoliopsida; Ranunculales; Papaveraceae
Product: gamma-glutamyl peptidase 5-like
Exons: 4
Coding region: 150-881 (243 amino acids)
Cellular component (GO): cytosol
Source: RefSeq, a predicted model, not a curated record
AGAUUUAUACUUCAUUUUUUCCUAUAUAAAAAAAAAAGGAAACGGAGGAAGAAGAAGAACACAAGAAAAACCUCAUUUGUAUCUCUCUAUCUCAAUCUCAAAUACAAAGGGGUUAGAUAGAGAGAAAACAAAACAAAACACAACAGAGAAUGGGAAGAUUUGGGGUUUUAUUAUGCGCAGAAGAUUCAGAGUUUGUGAAGAAGAGAUAUGGAGGGUAUUUUGGGGUAUUUGUUAGAAUGCUGGGAGAAGAAGGAGAAACAUGGGAUAUGUUCAAAGUUUGUUCCGGUGAGUUUCCAAAAGAUGAAGAACUUGAAUUCUUUGAUGGUUUUGUUAUCACUGGGAGCUGUAGUGAUGCUCAUGGUAAUGAUCUUUGGAUCGUUAAACUUUUGAAUCUUCUGAAGAAAUUAGAUUCUAUGAAGAAACGUGUUCUCGGUAUCUGUUUCGGUCAUCAGGUCUUGAGUCGUGCGUUAGGAGGUAAGACGGGAAGAGCUGAAUCAGGCUGGGAUAUUGGAGUUACAAACAUCAAUCUUUCAACAUCUUCAAGUAUCUGGGAGUCCCUCAAGAUCCCUACUACACUCUCCGUAAUUGAAUUUCACCGUGAUGAGGUAAGGCAAUUGCCUCCAUCUGCUAAAGUGAUGGCAUGGUCAAGCAAAACUGGAGUUGAGAUGUUUAUGUCCGGGGAUCACAUGAUGGGCAUACAAGGCCACCCGGAAUACACCAAAGACAUACUUCUUAACUUAAUUGAUCGCCUCCUGGACCGUAAUCUCAUUCAGGAUUCUCAUGCUGAGACUGCCAAAGCAAGUGUAGAGGCAACAGAACCAAGCAGGGAGGCAUGGAUGAAGCUGUGUAGGAGCUUUCUCAAAGGUCGUCUAGUCUUGUGAUCCCAAAAGAGGGGGGGAAAUGAAUAAAGAAAAAAGGAAUCAAUCCUGAAAGUUGAUUUCAAGUUAUUUAAGAUCAGAGUAUGUAAAUAUUAUUAUUAUUAUCAUCAUUGGGGGAGGUUCAUUUAGAAAAUUGACAGAUUAGUAAUUUAUGGAUAGAAGGGGAAAAAAAGGUCAAUGAACUAGUAGUAGCUCACUUUCAACCAAAACACCAGAACAGCAAUUGAUGAUGACUAAUUACUCUUUUUCUUCUUGUUGUUGUUUGUUCUUCUAUUUGAUAAUUUUGAAACUUGAUUAGUUAGUAAUUAUUUUUAGUUUCUCGAAAUGUGUUCUCUUUGAUGUC